AUGGAAUAUUCCAAUCCCAAAGUGAUUAAAGAAUCCCUAGUAUCUGAAAGUUUAACCACUAAAUGGCUUACUAAUUACACAGAAGCCCAGAAACUGAACUUUACAGGCUGUCCUGCCAGGCUGUUCGUAAAGUUCCCUGAUAGACCUGUACAGUUCCGAUGGUCCAACACCUCAUCAUCCGAAAGUGGUAGUGACAAGCGACCAGACGCAAUAAUUAGUAACGUUACACAGCUUGAAUUUGACUCUGCAUUAGGAUUUGGAGAAGCCAAAAAAGUUGAAAGAAAUUGCAACACAUAUGGUCUUUGUCACGACUUGCUGCGGUUGGCUAUUUUCACAAAAAACAUGAUUGAUAUCAACAAGUUGAAUGAAUCAUUGUCAUUCCAAAUUCAUGGUUUCAACAUUUCAUUUUUCCUGAUAAGAUUGGAUCAUCAUGGCAUUUAUACCAUGGUUGAAGUUGGCCAUUUGAAAUUUCCAAAAUCCAUCAAAGAGCUACCAUCUCUAGUUACCUUGCGUAAUUUGAAGAUUCUUCCUUGCCAUCAAGGAUGCCUUUUGGAGACUAUGUUGACCAUACAAAGAGCCUGA
Molecule: messenger RNA, 582 nt
Organism: Phycomyces blakesleeanus NRRL 1555(-)
Lineage: Eukaryota; Fungi; Mucoromycota; Mucoromycetes; Mucorales; Phycomycetaceae
Exons: 3
Coding region: 1-582 (193 amino acids)
Source: RefSeq, a predicted model, not a curated record